ACCAAUCAACACAUUUUGUUAAUAGAAAUUACAAAUCAGUUAUUUGGGGACGACCCAUAAACAACAGAACCCAAAAAAAGGCUAUGGAUUAUCCCCAAGGCAUCAACAAAGUCUCCACUUCUGUUAUUGAUAAUGACAACAAAUUGAAGAAACAUAACUUAGAAGCUGAGAAGCGACUCAAAAAAGUGGAACAAGAUUAUCUUCACAUAAGCCAAAAGUACACAGAAACAAGAUCACAGUGGUGGAGCUUAAAUGAUGAGAGAUACCGCGCUGUCAGUAGCUGUCACUCUGCUGCAAACCUCAUUAACCGCUGCAACAAGCUGGUAGAGAAAUUACAGAAGGCUCUUGACAAGCUACUUAAAGGAGAAACAACAGAAGAAACCAUUGAUCAUAACCUGCAAUUCUCGUUACUUCAGCAGAAAGCACAAUUUCAAGAGCUAGAGUAUCAUGGAAAAUAUGAAUUCAGAGAAUUUAGCAGAGAGCUAGACUGCAUUCGGAAAAAAAUGCCUAGAAGUGACCGCAGAAAAGCUGUACAUGAUCUCCUAAAAGAUGUUUGUAACCCCACAAGUCAUGACAGUUUGAGAAAAUCUGUGGAGCUGGAAAUAAAAGUUCUGAAGAAGCUGAUCAGAGCGCUUCAAAAAGACUGGGAAGAAAAACUACAUAUAAAGCAAAAUGCAAAGAAUAUAUAUAAAGAUUUCGAACAAAAGGUGAAGCAUCUAGAGAAGAAAAAGGAACAACUUGCGAGACAGCGGGACGAAGAAAGAAAAAUCAUGCUCGGGACGAAGAAAACGCAUGAUAGGAAGAUAGGUACAUAUCCUGAGGCUUAUUAUAUCAAGAUGUUGAAUGAUAAUUUACCAUGAUGGGUUGUAAUGAAUUAUUUUGGGGAUUGGAGUCUUUUCCUUUUCCUAAACCAUUCACCAAAUUUCACAUGCAUAGUUUAACUGCGACAUGUACACAUAAAAGAACUGUCUCAAGUUUCAACAGAGAUAUAUAAAUGAGGAAAAGAUGUUGUCACAGUUUGUAGCUUGGCUUGGAAAAUUGUUCUUUAGGAUUUGAACAAAAAAAAAGUGGCAAAAGACGGAUAAAGAGUACUAAGAAGAAAGCUAAAACGAGAUUAUACGAAAGUGACCACAAUAUAAUCUAAGGUCGAAGAUAAAGCUGAUGUAUGAAAAAAGGAAUCUAGAGAAGCACAUUAUCAGAGGAAGCCACCAACCUAAUUAACCAUGUCCACC
This is a messenger RNA of Arabidopsis lyrata subsp. lyrata, 1232 nucleotides long. Its product is annotated as DNA repair protein RecN. The coding region runs from base 84 to 860 and encodes 258 amino acids. The record is from RefSeq and is a predicted model, not a curated record. NCBI's taxonomy places the organism in Eukaryota, Viridiplantae, Streptophyta, Magnoliopsida, Brassicales, Brassicaceae. The transcript is spliced from 5 exons.